AUGUUUUCCUCUACAUCCAAUACCCGACAUGGCCUGAGACGCUCCAUGUCCACCCGUUCGAUGCAAAAGCGACGAGCAAACCCAACCAAUGUAACCUCGGAUGUCGCCAUGCAGCAUGCCGCAGCUGCUGCAUCAAGAGCCAUGCAGGGGCCGUCCAGUGUUGCCGUCCCGCGUCGGCGUCCCGGUUCAAGCCUUCGACACACCGAAACCGAUGCAUCCAUCCACAUCGAAGAUUCUUCUGUGUUCUCGGCGCCCUGCGUUUCAAUAGUGACCGCAAAGGCUUCUCUCGCGAGCAGUCGACCUGAUGAUCCAGCCGCUCUUCCUCCAAUCACGGAGUUCAACGGGCUUGAUGGACGAGAUAGCUCUGUUCCUUCCUCCUACCGGCGAUUGCGCAAGGCAAAGUCCAUGUUCUCGACCAGACCGCGGACCUCCCAGACCCCGUAUGGGGUUCCACCUCUUCCCUCUGGAGAUCCCCUCGAUCCCGAACGUAGCCCUGGUUUUCAGCUUCCGCGGACGAUGAGACCAUCAAUGUCCUUCAUUCGAGGGCAGUACAAAUCACAGUCGGGAAUCAACAUGAACGCACACGAUGCGGCCGUUGAGCUGGCACGAAACCAGUUUACGCAAGAGCCUUGCGACCCAGCGAUUCGGAAUCGCCGCUCUUCUUUCUUGCUGAGGCGUAAGAAGGAGCAUAGGCCAUUCCGCAAGUCCUUCCGUGCCACAAGCGAUGGUAUCUCUCCUCUUGUCGAGAGCGCCAGUGGACGAGCCCGCUCUACAUCUCGGUCAUUCUCAAACUCUAUCAAGAACAGGCUGAAGAGGGUGUUUGGGUUCUCAAAGGCUACGGAGCAGCGACCAACAUUGCAUAGCGGUCCAGAGGAUGUGGAUAUACCUGCUCCGCUCAAUCCAAAUGGCUCAGCAGCUGAGUAUUGCGACACCUCUAAUUCUUUCCGGGAUAUGACACGGUCUCCUAGUCAUGAUAGUCUUUGCACUUCAAAGUCGCGCGUUACCAGCUGGGCAGAUUCCACGAUCGCGAACACUGUCACAACUCGAAAGCCCGGCCAUCGUCAGUCGCUCUCCAUGAUCAGAGAGGAUGGAAUCUCUAACCAGCGUAUGCCAUUCACACCAGUGAGGAACGAUAGUGAGCAGGCUCCUUCGGAUCUCAGACCAAGCCCACAUCCCAUUGGGAUUGUUGAUAGUCAGGAUCUAUACUAUGCACUGAUGGCACAGAUGGGUCGUCCGCUUCCCGACCCCAACGAGGGAGUAGUCUUUGGCAGUGUCGCCAAGCAUCGUGCCAUUCCAGAACAUGUUUCAAAUGCCUUUUCACCCCAUGCACAAUCACCCAAUGCACAAAGGCAAACUCUUCGUCAUAUACCAAGUAACGAGUCCAGCUCGCCUGGCUCUUUUGCAACUGCGCAGAACCGGUCGGCAUUUGUCGCGGGUGAGCAUUCUGAUGACGGCAACAGUGUGAUCGUUGCCCGGUACGGUUCAAAGCGGGAUGUUAUCUCACCAAGCAUUUAUUCCCGAACUACUGGUGGAAACACCCCAGUCAAAGCUGACACUACCGACAUCAUUGACACAGGAUUGUAUGACGAGCCAGGCACUGCGACCAUCUUUGCACCGCAGCGAACAGUCUAUACUUCACCCAAACGUGCUGCUCGUGAAUUGUCUUCCAGGCUUCGGGCAAAUGCAAGCGGGGACUGGCAGCAGUGGAUAAGCUCGCAGGUUGACAAAAUUGAGCAGGCGGGUCCCACGAGAGAGCAUGUCAGAGAGAAUGCACAAUUCCAGGCGGAGGAUGAAGACCUGGCCAACAUGGCAGCAGACGCCACCCUUGUUAUGACCACCCCUCCUCCUCCCAUUAAAUCAGGUAUUUCCGAAAGCGAUGAGACGAUGGCGCGUGGCACAGCUGUUCAAGUCAGACUUCCAUCACAGAGCAAUUUCUCUCGUCCCUUCCGCCAGGUCUCUGGUAUCCAGCCUAUCUUACCCUUGCAGCCCAAAAAGUCGGACAAUUCGAUGCAGAAAUUGUCGGUUGAUCCUGUCAAAGACAGUGUUGUCCAGUUGGGUGAGAACAUAUCAUCGAAGCCUGUCCAUUUCAUUCCACCUCAAGGUUUGUCGCCAAUUCGACUCCGCUCUGGAAACAUGCAACUGCCAGAGUCCCCAACUCCCAAGCGAAUGGGCGCCAGGCGCUCUUUGACCGAGGAACAACAGCGUCGCUAUUCGGCCCGGCGUGCACCUCUCUCGCAAGAAGGGCGAGGUCGAACCAAUCAAUUCCGCUCAAUGCGCACCCAGCGAGACUUCCAUGCACAUGACGAGAACCUGAGACAGCAAGAAGAGUACAAUGAAAUGAUGGAGAGCUAUCAUCAGCUGCAGGAUGUCCAUUCGACAAUCUCCAGCAAGCGCAUGGUGGAUCUGUUUCUGGACAGUCGUCGGCGACAGAUGGGCGAAUCCAAUGGGGAAAAGAACUCCACGGGGGCUUUUCUCUGA
Molecule: messenger RNA, 2478 nt
Organism: Penicillium brevicompactum
Lineage: Eukaryota; Fungi; Ascomycota; Eurotiomycetes; Eurotiales; Aspergillaceae
Exons: 2
Coding region: 1-2478 (825 amino acids)
Source: RefSeq, a predicted model, not a curated record